Molecule: messenger RNA, 1457 nt
Organism: Xenopus laevis (African clawed frog)
Lineage: Eukaryota; Metazoa; Chordata; Amphibia; Anura; Pipidae
Gene: chmp2a.L
Product: charged multivesicular body protein 2A L homeolog
Exons: 6
Coding region: 186-848 (220 amino acids)
Biological process (GO): vacuolar transport
Cellular component (GO): cytoplasm; late endosome membrane
Source: RefSeq, a predicted model, not a curated record
UGGACAAACAGGAAGUGAGAGAGAAACAGAUGCUGCUAUUGACUAGCGAGAGCAGGUAUCCGCGGUACUUAGAUCCACCUCGGCUCUGUCACGGUGCAGACUCUCUGGUUAGACGAUUAAGCUUCUUGGUGGGGAGGGUCACUGGAGAGGAAGGAUACACUGGUGGCUAAACAUUACAAGCAAAUAUGGAGUUUCUUUUUGGACGCCGUAAGACCCCAGAGGAGUUGUUGAGGCAAAAUCAGCGAGCUCUGAACAGGGCUAUGAGAGAACUGGAUCGGGAGCGACAGAAACUAGAGCAACAAGAGAAGAAAAUAAUCGCUGAUAUUAAAAAAAUGGCAAAACAAGGACAAAUGGACGCAGUGAAAAUCAUGGCAAAAGAUCUUGUGCGCACCCGUCGCUACGUGAAGAAAUUUAUCAUGAUGCGAGCAAACAUCCAGGCAGUUUCGCUUAAAAUUCAAACACUAAAAUCUAAUAAUUCUAUGGCUCAAGCUAUGAAAGGAGUAACUAAAGCCAUGGCCACCAUGAACAGACAGCUUAAGCUUCCUCAGAUACAGAAAAUUAUGAUGGAGUUUGAAAAACAAUCGGAAAUUAUGGACAUGAAAGAAGAAAUGAUGAAUGAUGCCAUUGAUGAUGCAAUGGGUGAUGAAGAUGAUGAAGAAGAAAGUGACGCUGUUGUAUCUCAGGUCCUGGAUGAGUUGGGCUUAACUCUGACUGAUGAGCUGUCCAACCUCCCGUCAACAGGGGGCUCCCUCAGUGUGGCUGGAGCAAAGAAAGGAGAAGCUACAGCUGCUUUGGCUGAUGCAGAUGCAGAUUUAGAAGAGCGGUUGAACAAUCUGAGACGGGACUAAUUUGUGGAACCCUGUGACACGUGAACUCUUGGGGUUUCUUAUUUUUAUCUUUCUUCUGUGUUUGCGUGAAGAUAUUGGUAAAUUGCAGCAGGUCUGUUGCCUCUCUUUGCUAGGGGGCCUAAAAUACUGCGCCUGGUGUAAAACGUACCGUUCAAAGGUCAUGGAAUUGCCAUUUUCCCUGCAGGGGUGGAUCAAACCCAAUAAAUUGCUGACUGUGUGGCAACUUAUCCAAGUUUGAUGUCAAAAUUCCUCUUUUCAGGGUUCUGUGUUAUGCAUAGAAAGCAAAUAUUCUUCCCCUUUCUGACUGGAUUUUAUAGCAGGCUGUUUCCGGUCAGUUCUUGUGUUUCCAGACUUCACAUACACAUAAGGAAAUGUUGAUGGCGUUCCCCUGCCUGAAAAAAACCAAAGGAUGUAGUUCCCUUUACCGUUACGAAAUAGAAAGAACGAGGCAAAGAAACUGUUGUUUUAAGGAAACAAAAUCCCCUGAUUAUCUUAAAAAAAAAAAGUUGUGCAAUCUCGAUUUCUCCCAGGUAGAUGUAUGCGAUGUAUAUUAUUUGAAUGAAUUUAUACAAGUUCAUGUUAUUCUAAUAAAACAUAUCAUACCUUGGA